AUGGGUCGAGGAUCAAAUUCAUUUUGGUGGUUGUUUUCAGUUACGACGGCGGCUAUGGUUGUGAGAGUGGCGGCCUCUUCUUCACCAGAUUACGCAGAUGCAUUGUCAAAGAGUAUCUUGUUUUUUGAAGGCCAGCGGUCUGGGAAGCUACCUUCUACCCAAAGAAUGACUUGGAGGAAGGAUUCUGCUCUUCUCGAUGGCCACCAGAUCGGUGUGGAUUUGGUUGGAGGCUACUAUGACGCCGGAGACAAUGUGAAAUUUAACUUUCCGAUGGCCUUCUCGACAACUAUGUUAGCUUGGGGAGUGUUGGAAUUUGGCAAGUCAAAGGAUACCGAUGAUCUGAAACAUGCGUUGCAGGCAAUUCGAUGGGCCACAGAUUACUUGCUUAAGGCCACAAGUGUCCCAGGCUUAGUUUUUGCUCAAGUGGGUGAUCCAUAUGCAGACCACAAUUGCUGGGAGAGACCUGAAGACAUGGACACCAUCCGAACCCCUUUUGCUGUUAGCAAACAAUACCCUGGCUCGGAGGUCUCUGCAGAGAUAGCUGCUGCCCUUGCUGCCUCUUCUUUAGUGUUCAAAUCCUACAAUUCCCAAUACUCCACUAGGCUUCUCAAAAGGGCUGAGAUGGUUUUCACCUUUGCAGACAUGUACCAAGGAUCAUACAACGACAGUCUUGGGCCAUGGGUGUGUCCAUUCUAUUGCGACUACAGUGGUUAUCAUGAUGAAUUGCUGUGGGGUGCUGCGUGGUUAUAUAAGGCUAGUAACUCACAAUACUACUGGAAUUAUGUCUUAAACAAUAUACACAAUUUGGAGACAACUGUGGUACAAAAUAAAGAUUAUGCUUAUGGAGGUGGCCGCUUUGCUGAAUUUGGGUGGGACACCAAGGAUGCUGGCCUUAAUAUACUCGUUUCAAAGCUAGUGAUGUCUAAGGCUGAUUACUCUGCUCCUUUUCGUUCUAAUGCGGACAAGUUUGUGUGCACGGUACUUCCUGAAUCACCCAUGAAAACUGUAAACUACUCACCAGGUGGGCUUCUAUUCAAAUCAGGUGGAAGCAAUAUGCAACAUGCAACUGCUCUUUCUUUUCUCCUUGUAGUUUAUGGCAGAUAUUUGAGCCAAUCCAAUGGAGUCAUUCAUUGUGGUGACAUUGUUGCCUCCCCUUCUAGGCUUAUACAAGUUGCCAAAAGCCAGGUAGAUUACAUACUGGGAAACAAUCCAUUAAAUAUGUCAUAUAUGGUGGGUUAUGGGAAGAAAUUUCCCCAGAGAAUACAUCAUCGAGCAUCUUCAUUGCCUUCCAUGAAUCAACACCCACAGCAGAUCAACUGCAAAGGUGGCUCUCCUUACUACUCAAGCAACAACCCAAAUCCUAACUUGUUAAUCGGUGCUGUUGUUGGAGGACCUGAUUCAGAUGAUUCAUAUGCCGAUUCUCGACCAAAUUUCGUGCAAUCGGAGCCAACAACAUACAUAAAUGCACCCUUUGUUGGCCUUUUAGCCUACUUCAAAUCAAAUCCCUUGUGAUGAGAUUUCUUGCUCCUGAUUUCUUCAUUAAAAAUUUCAUUUUUUGUUACCAAGAUAUUUGUAGAC
Molecule: messenger RNA, 1578 nt
Organism: Telopea speciosissima
Lineage: Eukaryota; Viridiplantae; Streptophyta; Magnoliopsida; Proteales; Proteaceae
Product: endoglucanase 4-like
Exons: 7
Coding region: 1-1512 (503 amino acids)
Biological process (GO): carbohydrate metabolic process
Molecular function (GO): hydrolase activity, hydrolyzing O-glycosyl compounds
Source: RefSeq, a predicted model, not a curated record